Molecule: messenger RNA, 2382 nt
Organism: Parasteatoda tepidariorum (common house spider)
Lineage: Eukaryota; Metazoa; Arthropoda; Arachnida; Araneae; Theridiidae
Product: acetoacetyl-CoA synthetase
Biological process (GO): lipid metabolic process
Molecular function (GO): acetoacetate-CoA ligase activity
Source: RefSeq, a predicted model, not a curated record
AAGAAGGUGAAAGGAUGCAGGUAGAGUCAUUCCUUUAUUCCAAGUGGAAUAAGAAACUCAUUCCUUCGAUUUUUCAAUUGUUCUCAAGAUGAUCAGCAUCCAACAAGUAAAGCCCUUCACCAAUAACAACCAUGCCUCCAACAAGAAUCUACCCCCUAAAGCCAAAGGAAAGAAAGGUUUAGUUGACAUCAUUCAAGCAGGAACCAGAAAAAUAUGGGAUAAAAAAGUUCCUGGAACUCAGAUGGAACAGUUACAGAAUGUCAUUCAAGACAAAUAUGGAGUCAAAUUUGAAAACUACAGAGAUUUUCACGAAUGGUCAAUAAAAAACUAUGCACAAUUUUGGGAGGAAGUUUGGAAUUUUUAUGGAGUGAUUCAUUCAGAGCCAUAUACUGAAGUAGCCCGACGUAAAGGAGAUUCUCUUAUCGAUAUUGAAUGGUUCAGUGGUGCAAAAUUUAAUUAUGCCGAAAACAUUCUCCGAUACAGAGAUGAUCACGUGGCUCUCAUAUGCGUCACGGAGGAUGGAGAAGAAACAAAAGUUACCUUCGCCCAAAUGUACGAAGAAGUGAGAUUAUACGCUGCUGCCUUCCGCAAAGCUGGCCUUCAAAAAGGAGACAGAGUGGCUUGUUAUAUGUCCAACAGAAAAGAAGCUGUUUACGCUAUGUUGGCAGCGACAAGUAUGGGAGCUGUGUUUGGAGGACCUUUACCAUUUUAUGGUGCUAAGGCUGUUUCUACAAUCAUGGGCAUCAUGAAACCCAAGUUUCUCAUCUCAGUUGACAGAUUUCAAUUCAACAAGGAUGAGCUGAAUAUAUUAGAGAGAUUACCCGAAAUCGUCAACGGAAAUGAAUGCAUUGAAAAAGUCAUUAUUGUUCCCACCAAAGAAAGUUCCAAAUUAAAAGACAUCAGUGCAGUUAACAACAGCUGCUUUUUGGAUGAAUUUCUCGAGGGUGGUUUAACUCCAAACGGUGAUGUCCCCGAAUUGGUCUUUGAGCAAUUCCCAUUUGACCAACCUGUCUUCAUCAAUUUCACCUCUGGCACCACUGGUUUGCCGAAAGGACUCAUCCAUUCAGCAGGAACUUUCCUUGCUCUGUUUAGAGAUUUCGGACUACAUUGCAACUUGGGCAGAGAUAAUGUCACUCUAGCUAUGCAACCAGUGGGAUGGAACUUGUGGAAUUUGUACAUUGGUAAUUUGGCACUUGGAACCACUCUUCUGUUGUAUGACGGACUGCCUACUUUCUUGUCUAAGCAUGCUUUCUGGGACAUAAUGGAUCAUUAUAAAGUGACAUUUGCUUUCCUCGUAACCAGCAUCAUUGACACAUUUGAGAAAGAGGGAUUUUUACCUGCACCUGACUGUAAGUUGGAACACUUGAAAAUGAUCGCGGUUGGUGCCAGUCCGGUGAAACUACAGAACGUGGAUUUUCUUCUUCAAAAAGUGAAACCAGAUCUAUUUGUGGGUUGUUUAUAUGGUGCAACAGAAGUAAUCGGUGUAUUUUCGGGAUUUGAUUAUAACAGCCCAGUGUACAGCUCUGAAAUUCAGUGUCCAGCAUUGGGCGUGGACAUUAAAAUAUUCGACGAGGAAGGAAACAGUAUUGUUGGGAAACCUGGUGAAUUGGUACUCGCAACUCCCACUCCUUCUCUUCCCGUUUGUGUCUGGAAUGAUGAAAAUGGUGAAAAAAUGAAAGAAACGUACUUCUCCAAAUAUCCCAACGUAUGGGCUCAAAAUGAUGAAGCAUGGAUCGAUCCUGAUACAAAUGGAAUUAUUAUAAUUGGAAGAAGUGACAACACAAUAAAGCAACAUGGAGAAAGAUUUGUUUCUGAAGAGAUUUACUGGGCCAUUCACGACAUUGAGGAGAUUGCAGACUACAUUGCUGUUGCUCAGAGCAACACAAGUGGAGAUGGCCGUUGCAUUUUAUUCAUCAAAAUGAAGAAUGGUCACAAGUUUGACCAGGCUAUGCUCAAAAAGAUAGAAGAGACCAUUCUGAAGGAACUUACCAUCUUCUACGUACCUGCUGUCAUUUUGCCUGUCAAAGACAUUCCGUAUAAUUUGAAUGGAAAGCGUAUGGAGAGCAUUGUGAAAAAAAUUGUCAAUACCAACAUCAUUCCCGAAGUCAGCAAUGUUCGAAAUCCCGAAUGCUUAAAAGAGUAUUGGAACAUACCCGAGCUUCAGAACUUCUAAAUGCAGAUCAUCUCUCAAUCAACCAAUUCGACAAAAUUUUUGUGACUGCUGACAUCAAACUAGAUUUCCAAAUAAGAAGAUAACGAGAUGUGAUGUGGUGUAAAAGUUGCUUUUAUCAUUGUAUUUAUUUUUCUUUUAACUUUGUAUAGAUUAAUGUAUCACUAUGUUUUUGUAAUAUAUUUUCGAAUAAAACAUUGAAUUUCAUUCUA